Penicillium odoratum is the source of this 1992-nucleotide messenger RNA. Its product is annotated as oxidative DNA demethylase. Gene Ontology annotation, molecular function: peptidyl-proline dioxygenase activity; iron ion binding; L-ascorbic acid binding. NCBI's taxonomy places the organism in Eukaryota, Fungi, Ascomycota, Eurotiomycetes, Eurotiales, Aspergillaceae. Bases 1 to 1992 code for a protein of 663 amino acids. The transcript has a single exon. Gene Ontology annotation, biological process: regulation of translational termination; peptidyl-proline hydroxylation. The record is from RefSeq and is a predicted model, not a curated record. Gene Ontology annotation, cellular component: cytoplasm.
AUGAAGCGCAAGACAGAUGAGACAGGCUCCCAGGCCAAUGGACUUCCUGAGUCCAAGAAGCGUGCACUCUCCAGUGAAGAAGCCAUCGCACGCUUUCGCGAUGGUUUGUUCGAAGCUAAGGAGCAGCAGAAGUACACCGACGAAUAUGCAAAGUCGAGCCCGUGUGUUCUACAAAUCUCAAAUAGCUUUCCAAGACCUAGAGCUGACCAAUUCGACCCAUUUAGCUACUACCAUGGAGUCAUUCACGAAUUGAUCGAACCCUCGUUGCUGCGAUCAGUCCGUGAGGAGAUUCAAGCGCAGGUGGACUUCACCGAGAAGGAGACCGACAUCUAUAAAAUUUUCCAGUCAGGCGACCUGGCCAACCUGGAUGGUCUCGACGACAAAUCGCUAGCCAAGCUGCCGUAUCUUCUGAAGCUCCGUGAUGCUAUGUACUCGGCUCGAUUUCGGGAAUACUUGUCUGCCGUGACCGGUUCGGGCAAGCUCAGCGGUCGCAAGACCGACAUGGCCAUCAAUGUCUACACUGAAGGGUGUCACCUUCUGUGCCACGACGAUGUCAUCGGCAGUCGACGAGUGAGCUAUAUCCUCUAUCUGACCGACCCCGAUACCCCCUGGCAAGCGGAGUGGGGUGGUGCCCUGCGUCUCUACCCGACCAAAACAGAGAAGGACGCCAAGGGUGAAGCGGUCACGAUUCCUAGCCCCGAUUACAGUCUCUCCAUUCCUCCGGCAUUCAACCAACUCAGCUUUUUCACCGUGCAGCCGGGCGAGAGCUUCCACGAUGUCGAGGAAGUGUACCACCACGGCGAAGGGGAGGACAAGUCCAAGAAGCGCGUGCGUAUGGCCAUCAGCGGAUGGUUCCAUAUUCCCCAAGAGGGCGAGGACGGCUAUGAGGAAGGUCUUGAAGAGAAACUCGCUGAACGCAGCAGUUUGGCCCAGCUUCAAGGUCGAGGCGAUAUCUACGAUCUGCCUCAACCUCAACCGGUAUCAUGGGAAGAGCCCGAGGUUAAGGGCAAGGGUAAGGGUAAAAUGGAAGAAGAAAACGAGGGCAAUGAGUUUAAUGAGACCGAUUUGGAAUUCCUUGUGCAGUAUCUCGCGCCGUCAUACCUGACACCCGAUAUUGCCGAGGAGAUGUCCGACGCUUUCGCCAGCGAAUCCUCACUCAGCCUUGAGAGCUUCCUCAACGAGAAAUUUGCUUCCCGUAUCAGUGCCUAUAUUGAGGAUCAGGAGAGACAAACCCUGCCCGCCUCUUCGGAAGAAAUUGAAAAGCAGACCGAGUGGACCGUGGCUCGACCGCCGCACAAGCAUCGGUACCUGUACCAGGAACCAUCGGCAGAUGAUACAUCCAACCCCAUCAAGGAAUUGCUGAAUGUGGUCUUCCCAUCACAGGCAUUCCGGAAAUGGCUAUCUCUGAUCACCGGUGUAGACCACCUCCAGAGCCAUAAUUUCCUUGCCCGCCGUUUCCGUCGCGGCGCCGACUACACACUGGCCAGUGGCUAUAGUGGUGAGGAGCCACGGCUGGAGUUUACUCUCGGCCUGACUCCUACCAUUGGAUGGGAGAAGCAAGAAGACAAUGCAGAGGAAUCUGAUGAUGAUAAUGAAAAUGGAGAGCCACCGUCUUCAUCAAAGGCUCAGGAGAAGGUCGAGAGCGCGGCCGCCGAGCACCCGUCCGUGGGUGGUUAUGAAAUCUAUAUGGCUGGUGACGAUGAUGAAGAAGAGGAUGAAGAUGAAGAAAACGCAGACCAGGUGCUUCGAAAGAAGACCAAGGCCGACCCUGCUAUCUACCGAUCUGCCGGUGCCGACGAGGAUGAUGGAAUUCUCUUCAGCACCCAGGCAGGAUGGAACCGACUCAGCAUUGUACUGCGUGACAGUGGUACCUUGAAGUUCGUCAAGUAUGUCAGUGCAGCAGCUAAGGGAGAUCGAUGGGAUAUCACCGCAGAUAUCGGAGUGGAGUUUGAAGAAGAUGACGAUGAUGACGAGAUGGAAGAUGAGGAAUAG